Ricinus communis (castor bean) is the source of this 1359-nucleotide messenger RNA. RefSeq lists its product as uncharacterized. NCBI's taxonomy places the organism in Eukaryota, Viridiplantae, Streptophyta, Magnoliopsida, Malpighiales, Euphorbiaceae. The transcript is spliced from 3 exons. The record is from RefSeq and is a predicted model, not a curated record. Bases 339 to 1007 code for a protein of 222 amino acids.
AAUAGGACAGAGCACUGUGCAAUGGAUUUUACCAAUUAGAAAUAAAAAAAUUAAUUUUAAACAACUUAUCUGCCGUGUAAUAUCCAUCAAAAACACCUGUAAUUGAUGAGUCUGACCAACCCUAGGGCCAAAACCGUCAAUAAAAGCAAGCCAUUUGAAGGGUCGAAAAACCCACACACUUGCACUAAGCAAACAACAACAGUACUGAAUCAACUUAUCGAGUUUAACCCCUUCAAAGAAAAAAAAAAAAGAGAGAGAAAUCUGCACCAGGAAAAACCAGAGACAGAGCUAUGAAUGAUCAGUGGUUUCACCAAUAAAAUCAGUGGUUUCAGUCACAUAUGAGGAUUCGCAAGAACAGAAAGUUGUGUCACGGGUUAGGUUUGGGAGUUGAUAAUGCAGAGCAGCUGCAGCCCCACUUUUGCCAGCUUAAUCAGUCACCAUGGGAUGCGAUUCCCUUCACUCAAGAAUCUGUUCGUCAGUUCGAGAGACAAAAUAGCUUCGAUGGAAAUGGGACCCUCUAUGACUCUGUUCCUGCUGCUGCUGAUGAUAGAGAAACGGUCAUGGAUAAUCAAGAAGCGAAACUAGAGAGCGAAUUCAAAUUAAACAGAAGCGAGAGUAGUGAUAUCGAUGACAAGGACACUUGGCAUUGCAAGAACGAGAAUGAACCAGCCGACUCCAUGUGUGGCCAUCAUUUUGCCUAUGUCAAAUCUUGCAGCAGCAGCACUGCUGAUUCUCAUUGUGAUCUUGGCCUUACAGAUUCCCCAAUCAAGAAAACUGAAAAGGUGAAUUGCGGGGCGCGUAGAAGAGUCAGACUAAGGGCAGCCAAACGAACCAGGUCCUUGAAUUCAAAUUGGCAGGAAUUUUACUAUUAUUCUGGGUUUGGCCCGCUUUGGGGCAAGAAGAAAGAUAGAGGAGAAGGGAAAAGUAACAAGGGCAGCAUUGAUAAUGAGAGAUUAAUUGGUGGCGGUGGUGGUGCUGCUAUUAGUGGGAGUGCCAGCACUGGUUAAAAUUGGCAUCAUGCUAUCUCCAGCUGACAAACUUAAUGAGAAAAUUUAUGAUCUUGAUGGAGAAAUAGAUAUGAAGAAGAAUGAAAAUGACCAAACCUGUAUGUGAAACUUGGCAAAACAAAGUCCUUAGACAUAUAUGUAAUCUGAGACCGAUCGCUGCAAGUGAGGGCCGGGUGGUGAUAAAUUGUUUCCCCUUCUUUCCGACUUGUGUUGAGUUUGAUAAUUCUAGGUUACAUAUGGAUUUUACAAAUCCAUCAUUUUAAAAUUACAAGUCACAUAAAAUUUAUAAAGUUAUUAUAUUAUUGCACCUCAUCAUUUAAUGAUAGCUAUUAACAAAGUCAAUUUUACUCUA